Messenger RNA from Octopus bimaculoides (California two-spot octopus), 8352 nucleotides. RefSeq lists its product as uncharacterized. NCBI's taxonomy places the organism in Eukaryota, Metazoa, Mollusca, Cephalopoda, Octopoda, Octopodidae. Gene Ontology annotation, biological process: DNA double-strand break processing involved in repair via single-strand annealing; DNA repair. Gene Ontology annotation, molecular function: damaged DNA binding. The record is from RefSeq and is a predicted model, not a curated record.
UAGAAUUUCAGAAUCAAAGAAAUCCCUCCAAAAGGAAAUUGCUGCAUUAGAAGAGAAGAAUAAAUCAUUAAAAGAAGCCCAGAAAUCUUACUUAAAACUCAAUGGAACUUGUAAGAACUGUGAAUAUCUUCAACUUACAUUAACUACCUUGAGGAAUUCUUUUCAAAAGAUCUUUGAAGAAAAACAUGAAUUAAUACAACACUUGAACCCAUUGGAGGAAAAGUGUGCUUCCCUGCUGAAGCACAAACACCAACCCACCAGGGCAACACUGCAAACAUUGAGAUCAACAAGGAACAACAUGCAGAAGACAGAUGCUGUGCAAAUGACUAUUGGUUACAACUAUGUGAAGACAUCCAACUGUCAUUUGAAAUGAACAACAUACACAGAAUGAGGGUAUCAAGAAAGCCAUUGGCCCAAACCAAAUCAAGAUAGCUCCACUCAAAUCCAGAACAGGGGAAGUCAUCAAGGGCAAAAGAGAACUGCAAGAGAGAUGAGUGGAACAUUAUUCUAAACUCUAUGCCAAGGAAAACAUCAUCUCAGGCAGUGCACUAGAUACCAUAGAACAUAGAGGAGCUGGACACACUGCCAACUUCUGAAGAACUGAGCAGAGCCAUUGAUGGCUUGCCCACUGGAAGUAGCCAUAUGCUGAAGCUACUGUGUCAGUGCUGGGAGGAGGGAACAGUCCCACAAGACAUGUGAGACUGCAACAUUGUCGCCCUAUAUAAGAACAAAGGGGACAAAAGCAAUUGCAAUAAUUACCAAGGCAUCUUGCUCUUAAGCAUUGUUGGGAAGGACUUUGCCUGCAUGGUCCUAAACAGACUGCAGAAAAUCACUGAGAGGGUAUACCCCAAAUCUCAGUGCAGUUUCAGAUCAGAAUGCUCCACCAUCAACAUGAUCUUCUCUCUUUGACAGCUACAGGAGAAGUGCUGAGAGCAAAGGCAACCACUCUUCACCUUCAUCAAUCUCACAAAGGCUUUUGACCUAGUCAGUAGAGACAGCCUGUUCAAAAUCCUUGCCAAGAUUGUCAUCCAAGACUUCAGGAUUGUCCAGUUGUUUUAUGUGGAUAUGAAAGGCAUCAUUUAAUUUGAUGGCUGUUCUUUGGAGGCGUUCAAAAUAUGUAGUGGCAUGAAGCAGGACUGUGUGCUUUCUCCCACCCUGUUUGGUAUCCUCUUUGCAGUCAUGCUGAAACAUGCAUUUGGGACAUCAACUGAUGAUGUUCACCUUUCACACCAGAUCAGAUGGUAAACUGUUUCAUCUGUUGAGGCUGAAAGUAAAAUCCAGAGUGCACUAGGUACUCAUCAGAGAAAUGUUGUUUGCAGAUGACGCAGCACUGACAGUGCACUCUGAAGAGCAAAUGCAGCACCUCAUGGACAAAGUUUCAAAAGUCUGUCAGGAAUUCAGUCUAACUAUUAAUCUGAAGAAGACCAAAGUACUGGGCCAAAGUGUCGAGCACUCCAUCACCAUCAACAACUACAAGCUGGAAGUAGUCUAUGAAUUCACCUACCUCAGCUGUACCAUCACUGAUGACCUCCCACUGCACCCUGAGAUCAGCAGGCAAAUUGGUCAAGCAUCCUUCACAUUUGCCAGGCUCACAAAGAGAGUCUGGGAAAACAGAAAACUAGCUGCAAACAUCAAGAUUGCUGUCUUAAGGCAUGCAUCCUUAGUACGCUACUUUAUGGCAGUGAGAUGUGGAGCUUCUACUCCAGACAGGUGCAGCGUCUCAUCUUUUACCUUCUUAAUUUGAGACACAUCUUGGAUAUCAAGUAGACCGACCACAUCACCAGCACUGAAGUCCACAACCAUGCCAAGAUACCAAGUAUACUCACCCUCCCCCAGCAGUGCCAUCUGCAUUGGCUCAGUCAAAUACAUUGCAUGCUGGACAGGAGGAUCCAAAAAAGCCUCCUGUGUGUGGAAUUGGCCACUGGUACAAGAGCACAAGGAUGACUUCAUCUUCAUUUCAAGGACAUCUCAAGAGAGAUGAAAUUGUUUGAUCGGACAUCCUGAGAUGGAAGGAGGUCGCUAAUGAUUGCCCAUGCUGGAGACAAAUACUACAAAAGGGGGGGAAGCAAUGGAAAGAAAAACAAGAACUCCCUACCAAAGAGAAGUGCAUUUGAUGGAAGGGAAAAACCAGUAGCUCUGGCAGAGAGCUCCUUCAAUUGGAGUCACUGCAUACAUAACUGCCACUCCUGUGUAGGCCUCUACAGCCACAGGAGACACUGCACUGCCAUCAGCAGCUGACGCGAUUUCUUCGGGUGUAGAUCCAUGGUCUCUCAAGACCAACGGAUGCCUGCUAAUGCAGAAUUUAAGCUACGUUCUCAGGUGGAAGAAAGUCUUUGUUAAAUACUAAAUUCCCAACAUGCCCAGAAGACGACCAGCAUUGAGGAGAAGGGUCUGGAAGUUCAAAAAUCCUGCGAAUGUACAGAGAUUUAGAAACAUAUUACUCAAAGUUUUUGACGAAAUAGAUGGGGUUAUAGCAUCACAUUAUGUGGAAGACAACUGGAAGUUUCUACAGGACAACCUUUUGAGGGCUACUGACCAGAUCUGUGGAUGGUGCAAAGUCCCCUCUCAACCCAAGGUAAUAUGGUGGUGGAACAAUGUUGUUGAGAGGGCCAUUAUGGAAAAGAAACAGGCUUGGAAGGACUAGAAGAACGGUGGUAGCAGGAAUUGUAUCAGACUGCCAGAAGGGAACCUAGGAGACAGGUUAAAUUAGCCAGAGGGGAAGCAGAUAAGAAAAAUUUGGCAAUGUUCUGCACCAUGAGGACCAAAGACUUGAAGCAUUUCAUGUUGCAAGACAGUGUGUGAGAGAAUCGUGAUGUUGUAGGAGAGAAAUGUGUCCGCAUGGAUGAUGAUUCACUUGCAUUAAACGAGGCUGCAAAGAGAGAGGUUUGGAGAUGAAAAGUUGCUAAAUGAAGAGAAUGAAUGGGAGACAGAGAGUCUGCCGAAUGCUGACCCAACAGAGGGACCUACUAUCUGAAUUGACAGUGUAGUAGCGCCUAAUAUCAAACCCCAUUUCUGGAGAGUUUAUCCACACAUGCGCAGGGACUAGUUCCGGAAGGAAUACAGGAAGAGUCUCAUGCGCAUGCGUAGUCAUUCAUAUCCAAGCGUUCCCGUGCAUAUUCGCUCUCUUUGCUCGCUGACCUUCGUGGAAGCUAGACGUCACAAUGGCAGCUCUCUGACAACUCAACACUGGAGCUACAUAGAUACCCAGAGAGGAGAAAAAUGACUUCUAACCACACAACUUCAUUGACGGCGUCUCAUCUAACCAAAGGGCGACAUGCUACCGAAUUCCCUCCUAGUGUGAGCAGAAUUCUACUGUAAUAAAAUAUUGUUGUGUUGUUAGUUUAAAACAGUAUCUUAGUAGAUAAAGCAAUUAAGGGUAUGAAGACAGGGAAAGCCCCCAGCCCAUCAGGAAUCACCGCAAAGAUGCUCAAAAUAUUUAGUGGUGUCGGCUAUAGUUUAGUCACCUGUAUAGUCAACCAGGUGAUACAUGAAAGAGUCAUACCCAAUGACUGUAGUUAACUGCUACAAAGGUAAAGGUGACGCUUUAGAUACAAAUAAUUACAGAGGUAUCAAGUUGUUGGAUCAGGUAAUGAAGGUCACAGAGAGGGUCAUAGCCCAACUAAUUAGGGAGAGAGUAAGUUUAGAUGAGAUGCAGUUUGGGUUCAUGCCAGAGAAAAGCACUACUGAUGUUAUAUUUCUGGUAAGAUAGCUUCAGGAGAAAUACCUAGCCAAAGAUAAACCUCUGUACCUGGCUUUCGUUGACAUGGAGAAAGCAUUUGACAGGGUCCCCCGAUCCCUUAUCUGGUGGUCACUGAGGAAACUAGGGAUAGAUGAAUGUUUAGUGAGAGCUGUGCAAGCGAUAUACAGGGAUGCUGUCAGUAAGUUGAGGGUUGGCAAUGAGUACAGUGAACAUUAUGUACAUUAUUUACAUUUGACGGAUAUUUGUCCUCAUCUUGUUUGUUGUUAACAUGUUUUGGCUGAUAUGUCCGGGGCAUAUGGCGUAGUGAUUAAGAACGCGAGCUACUAACCCCAAGAUUCCAAGUUCGAUUCCAGGCUUUGACCUGAAUAAUAAUAACAUCAAAAAAUACCUUAGGAAUGAGAACCCAGGUUCGAAAUUUCCCCAAGACACCUGAUGAAGGCUGGAGGGUAUAUCAGCCGAAGUGUUGUGUUAACAAACAAGAUGAGGGCAAAUAUCCAUCAAAUGUAAAUAAUGUACAUAAUUCCUCAUCUCUUAAAUAUAGAACUAGAGUACAGUGAAGAAUUUCGGGUAGAAGUAGGGGUAGGGGUCCACCACAGAUCAGUCCUCAGCCCCCUCUUAUUCAUCAUAGUCCUCCAGACAACAACAUGAUGCCCUUGGGAGCUCCUCUAUGCUGAUGACCUUGCUCUAAUUGCUGAGUCACUAUCAGAACUAGAGGAGAAGUUUCAGGUGUGGAAGCAAGGAUUAGAAUCGAAGGGCCUUAGUGUCAACCUAGCUAAAACCAAAGUCUUAAUAAGUAGGAAGGCAGACAAACCACACAUCCCUUUAGGUAGAUGGCCCUGCUCAAUCUGUAGAAAGGCAUAGGUAGAAACUCUAUAAGAUGUACCCAGUGUAAGCCUUGGCCACAUAAGAGGUACAGCAAUAUCAAAGGAAGGCUAACUGGGAAGAUAGUUUUUGUAUGUGGUAGAUGCUCAGGAGCAAUAAACACUGAAAAUGUGCAGAAAACAACUUCUGUCACAUUCCAGGGAAAAAAAAACUAGAAGUAGUUGAUAGCUUCCGUUACCUAGGGACCAAGUCAGUAGCGGGGGUGGGUGCUCUGAAAGUGUAGCUGCUAGAAUAAGAAUAGCCUGGGCAAUGAUCAGAGAGCUCUUACCUCUGCUGGUGAGAAAAGGCCUCUCACUCAGAAUAAAAGGUAGACUGUAUGACGCAUGUGUACAAACAGCCAUGCUAUAUGGCAGUGAAACAUGGGCUGCGACUGCUUAAGAUAUGCGUAAGCUUGCAAGAAAUGAAACCAGUAUGCUCCGCUGGAUGUGUAAUGUCAGUGUGCAUACAUGACAGAGUGUAGGCGCCCUGAGAGAAAAGUUGGAGUCAAGAAGUAUCAGAUGUGGUGUUCAAGAGAGACGACUGCACUGGUAUGGUCAUGUGUUUCAAAUGAAUGAGGACAGCUGUGUGAAAAAGUGUCACACCCUAGCAGUUGAGGGAACCUGUGGAAGAGGUAGACCCAGGAAGACCUAGGAUGAAGUGGUGAAGCACGACCUUCGAACAUUGGGCUUCACCCAAGCAAUGACUAGUGACCGAGACUUUUGGAGAUAUGCUGUGCUUGAAAAGAUCUGGUAAGCCAAGUGAGACCAUAACCCAUGGCCUAUGCCAGUGGUGUAUAACCAGCUCACUUAUGAGUACCUUUCAUUCAUUGGACAAUAAACUUUGCUUGCAAAGACAUGUUGAGGCAAGUGAAAUCAAAGUCAAUGACAGUACCGCCUGAUUGGCACUUAUGCCAGUGGAAUGUUAAAAGCACCAUCCGAGCGUGAUCGCUGGCAGGGUCGCCUUACUGGCACAUGAAAACAACAUUUGUGUGUGGUCGUUGCUGUUGCUGCCAGACUGGCUCCCAUGCAGGUGGCAUGUAAAAAACACUUUUUGAGCAUGAUCGUUGCCAAUACUGCCCAACUGGCCCUUGUGCCGGUGUCACGUUAAAGCACCCACUACACUCUCAGAGUAUUUGGCAUUAGGAAGGGCAUCCAGCUGUAGAAACUUUGCCAGAUCAGAUUGGAGCCUGAUGCAGCCUUUGGGCUCACCAGAACUCAGUCAAACUAUCCAACCCAUGCCAGCAUGAAUAGUGGACAUUAAACAACGAUGAUGAUGAUCAAUGUUAUAGGAAUGCAAAGUCAAAUGUUUAAAAGAUUAUGGAAGACAAUUAUAAUAAAAUUUAUAUAAAUUAGUAAGAGGAAUUUUUAAUAAAUGGAGGGGAAUGUUAGUAAUAUGAUUAAAAAAUAACUAGUAGAUAUUAUUAGUACAAUAAACAAAAAGAGAUAUAUUUAUUACUAAAAGUCUAGAAAAUUAAAGAUCGUAAGCAUAGAGAAAAAAUAUAAUAAUCCUUUCUACUAAAGGCACAAGGCCUGAAAUUUGGGAGAAGGGGACUAGUCAAUUAUAUCAAUCCUAGUGUUUCACCGGUACUUAAUUUAUCGACCCCAAGAGGAUAAAAGGCAAAGUCUACCUCAGUAGAAUUUGAACUCAGAAUGUAGUAAUGGGUGAAAUACCGCUAAGCAUUUUGUCCAUGCUAAUGAUUCUGCCAGCUCACCACCUUAAUAAUAAUAAUAAUAAUAAACUAAAACUAAAUAAAAGUAUUUAGAGACAAUAUUUAUAAAAUAUAGGGAUUGAUAUCAAGAAGAAAAUAUGAACAAUAUUAAAUUUUAAAAAAAAAAGCUCAAACUGUCGGGUGCUAAUGGGAUGAUGCUCCAUGUUGUUUGAAAAAUGUAGUCAUGCGACCUCAAGAACGCAGAGCGCCUUCUGCUGAGAACUCGCCAUUCUGAGUGUAAAGUUGCCAGAAGAACAACGCGACUAAUGUGCCCCUGUGGCAGGCAUUCAAAACUUAGAAAACUUUACUUCUACCCACUGACCUCAACCUUAAACAUCGAAUGUGGAUUGUGAUAUGCUGAUUCACGUCUGAGAGGAAUUCUCUUAUGCUGCAGGUGGUGGCCACAUUGAACAAUUGUAAAACAGGAAUUAAAGUUGAUAUAACCAACUGGCUGCAACUUGUAGGGACCAGUCUUUUGACAGUUCUUCCACUAAGCAGAGCCUUGAUGAUGAAAAACGUAAUUAUUUAAAAUUGAAAUCCUUACAGAGGAAGGUUGUCAGUUCACAGGAAGAGUGUGACAAAUUUUUGCAAGCUGUUGACAGCAACUGCAGUAACCAGGAAUAUGGCAAAAACUUUGUUCUAGACUCAAAUGUUCAAACCGUUGGAGAGAAAACUGUUGAAAAAGUUUCUUUAUUCUCAAAGGAGACUCUGUGUCCUGAAAGUUUCUUAUUUUCUGACUGUAGUUAUGGAUCAGGUUGUAAUUCUACUGACAAUAAAAAUAAAGAUUUAGAUGAUCAGAUGUUAUACAUUUGUGCAUAUUCAAAUUCAGUAAAAAACACUGAAAACAUUAAUAAUCUUUGUCAAACUAAUUUGGAAGAAGAUGGCUUAGAGCCUAGUCCCAAACAGGAGGUUACAAGACCAGUUUCUUUAGCAUUUACCUCAAAAAAAAAACUAGUUUCUUCUAAGACUCCAGAUAUGUCAUCUUUUCUAAUAGCUUCUCCAAUAAUUGAGGAGAAUCAAACAGAAUCUGAUUUAUCAACAAACUCUCCAAAACCUAAAAAGAGAAUAACUGUGAGAAAUCUGUCUCCAUUUCAGAUAGUCAGUCAAAAUGCCCUGAAGGUCAGUACAUCUAAAAAUCAGUCUCGUAGAUUAAUGAAAGAAAGUAGAAGGAAACAAAAAAUUUAUGUGAAAGAAAAUUGUCUUCCAAAUCCCUUUUCUCCAGUAGAUCCUGAUAAAACAGUACCACCAGAAAAUUGGAACACUACAACUGUUAUGCAACCUUCUGAAAUGAAUGAUGUGUUAACAGAAGAUUCCUCCGAACAUGCUGGUGUUAAAAAUAGGUCAAGAAAUAAUGGAAUUAGGGUUGUUAAAGAACUUGUAACUGAUUCCUUGCAUAAUGGUAGUUUGUCUCCAAGCAUGUGUAUGACAGAGUUUCUUUUGGAGAAUGAUGAACCAACCAAUGAUAAACCAGCAGAAAUUGCAUCUAAGAAAUUUGGUCCCACAGAACCCAUGAUUAUAGUUCCAAGUGAUAGUUAUAAGUUUGAGGAUGGUAAACCAGAAGAAGUGCUAAUCGGAGAUAAAAAUCAUGUUUCUGAGAAAAGCAACACCCAAGAUAAUGAUUGUUCCAUAACUGAUAGCUUUGACAGGUGUCCUUGGAAGAAGAAAGACUAUCCCUAUGCCUAUGAUACUGUGGUUCGUAAGAAGCAUGACAGAAGACUGUUAAAUGGAUAUGCAUGUCAAGAAUGUGUUGAAUAUUACAAAACAAAAGGUCUCUCUGAUGAGGAAAUUAGCAAACAGAUUGGAGAUUGUUCAAAGCACAGAGCAAAAUACAAACCUCCCAACACACCAGAACAUUUUUGGUCUGUUGGAUUUCCUGAUACAGAAGAAUGUGAAAAAAGAGGAUACUUUACAACAGAAAGCAAACCAUCUAAAGGCAAAAACCAUAAAAAAGAAACAGAUGUCAAGGAAAAGAAUGGUGAAUACAGAAUGACACAACUGUUGAAUUAUUUGGAUUCGUCUGGAAGUGAAGAAGAUGACUAAAACACUUUUCGCCAUUCUACUUGGAGAGAUUUAUAUAUAUAUA